CCUGCUCUCCAAACAGCCCCCCAGAGCUGCCACCUCACCGCAGGACCUCCCACCCAGAUAAACAGCCCCAACCAACUGGAAGACUCCAGUCCUCAUAAUUGGAAAUGCAUGAACAUAUAUGCCUGCAACCAGCACUUAAAGGAAUGCGAUUUACCAGAAAGCAGGGUUGCCACACUAUGGGGGAAACACAAUAACCUUUUUAACACAGACCAGACGGAAUGAACCGAAUUGUGGUUUCAUCAUGGCCCUUUUUUGUUCUGCUCGUCAUUAAUAUGGGACUGCGCGCAAACACUCUGAAGGUGAUUGGAGGAAAGAGGGCUGUGAUCCUGGGUGAAGAUGCUGACCUUUUCUGCAGAUUGUCUGAGGCUGAGGAAUUUGAUCAGAUAACAUGGCAGAAAGAGACCAGGGAAAAUUCCAACAAACAUAAUUUCUUUGUCAUUAAACCCGAUGGGAUUACUAGCAACGUGAAUGGAUUGAAAGGAAGAGUUCUGUUCAUUGGGAACACAUCAGAUUAUCUUGGAUCGAUUCGAAUAAGAAAUGUCACGCUGUUGGAUGAAGGCACCUACACAUGCAUCUUCAGUGUUUCCAGUGGACCAAUCCAAACAGAGAUGUCUCUGACUGUGAUCGUUCCUCCAGUGAUGUCAGUGACAGGUCACGUCUCUCCUGUUGGGGACAAUGAAGUCGUCUUGGUAACCUGCAUUGCUGCAGCUGCCAAGCCAAAGGCAGAAGUCAUUUGGAACACUGGUGCUUUAAACAAAUCAUUGAGGUGGGUGACAAACUCCACCCAGCACGCCAACGGCACCAGUACAGUACUCAGCCAGCUUAUUGGGCUCCCAACCAGAACAGCCAAUCAGAAACAGGUUCACUGUGUGGUCAACCAUUGUGCCCUGGAAGAAGAAAGAACCCUCUCCUACACCAUAGACAUCCACUAUCCACCUCAGAUAGUAAAUAUUACGUCCUCCCAAGCCAAAUACUUCCUGUGUAUUGUAGAUGGCAACCCAAGGCCAAACUACAUCUGGAGCAGAGAUGUCCAGCCAUGGCCUGUGUCUUCAGUCAGAAUAGACGGAGACUCACUGCAUCUCCUCAGUCUCAGUUCUGACCUGAAUGGUCUCUAUGUCUGUGAGGCCUCAAACCUUUCAAUUUCUACACGUCUCUAACAGUGUGGCUUCAUGAUAUGCUGAGUACCUGCAUCAGACUUCAGACCACAUUUCAUAGUUUGACUGGAAGGUAAAACCACUAAGAGCCUUUUCACAAAUUGAGAAAUUACUUAGAACAUAGAGGACAUAUUUUGGAUUGGUACCAUUCUAUCAAUUUCACCAGAGUGGUGGGGUACCUAUUUUCCUGAGUGGAUGGGGGGAGGGAGUUGCACGCUGACAUCAACAACACGUGAGGCUGGAUAAAACAGUAACAAAAAUCGCCCAGGAGAGUGUGUGUAAGUCAAAAAUAUAAUGUCCAAUCAUGGGGCACUGUAAUAUAGUGUACUUGGAUAAGUAUUUUUUUGUUGUUAUUCUGUCUCUCACUGUUCAAAUAAACCUACCAUUAAAAUU
This is a messenger RNA of Esox lucius (northern pike), 1547 nucleotides long. RefSeq names its product nectin-3-like. Gene Ontology annotation, biological process: homophilic cell-cell adhesion; heterophilic cell-cell adhesion. NCBI's taxonomy places the organism in Eukaryota, Metazoa, Chordata, Actinopteri, Esociformes, Esocidae. Bases 219 to 1157 code for a protein of 312 amino acids. The transcript is spliced from 6 exons. The record is from RefSeq and is a predicted model, not a curated record. Gene Ontology annotation, cellular component: adherens junction.